Messenger RNA from Hypomesus transpacificus, 1545 nucleotides. It is a transcript of the gene slc35b4, whose product is annotated as solute carrier family 35 member B4. Gene Ontology annotation, biological process: transmembrane transport. Gene Ontology annotation, cellular component: Golgi membrane; endoplasmic reticulum membrane. Lineage: Eukaryota; Metazoa; Chordata; Actinopteri; Osmeriformes; Osmeridae. Gene Ontology annotation, molecular function: UDP-N-acetylglucosamine transmembrane transporter activity; UDP-xylose transmembrane transporter activity. The transcript is spliced from 10 exons. The record is from RefSeq and is a predicted model, not a curated record. Bases 182 to 1174 code for a protein of 330 amino acids.
ACAGCACCCAUGAACCCAAAACCAGGAAACGAAAAGCCGGAGUGAAAACAGAGGAAAGGGAAAACGUGUUAAAGUGUUAAUUUUUAUUCGCUUGAUUAGGGAUAAGACACAACGUCAAUCAGAAUGUGUAAGUUAGAAUAAAGAACCUUAAUGUCAAACUUUUGCAAGCUAUUUGGAAAACAUGAAUGCCGGUUUUGCAAUAGUUCUUGUUUUUGUUGGGUGCUGCAGUAACGUUGUAUUUUUGGAAUUACUUAUAAGAGAGUUUCCUGGAUGCGGCAACAUAGUGACAUUUGCUCAGUUUGCAUGUAUUGCUUUGGAGGGCUUUAUCUUCGAGGCAAACUUUGGACGAAAGAAACCAGCCAUCCCGAUAAGUAACUAUGUGAUCAUGGUGACCAUGUUCUUCACUGUCAGUGUGAUCAACAACUAUGCCCUCAACUUCAAUAUUUCCAUGCCAUUGCACAUGAUCUUUAGAUCUGGAUCUUUAAUAGCUAACAUGGUCCUGGGUAUAAUAAUUUUGAAGAAAAGGUACUCAACCAGUAAAUAUAUGUCCAUAGUCCUUGUGUCCAUGGGCAUCUUCAUUUGCACCAUUAUGUCUGCCAAACAAGUGAACGUAGGGAAUGAGGCCACAAACGAGGAUGGUUUUAAUGCCUUCCUACGCUGGCUUCUGGGUAUUGGCAUGUUGACCUUUGCACUUCUCAUGUCUGCAAGAAUGGGCAUAUUCCAAGAGACAUUGUACAAGCAGUAUGGCAAACAGCACUCGAAGGAAGCUCUCUUCUACAAUCAUUGCCUUCCUCUGCCUGGGUUCCUUCUCCUGUCUACAGACAUCUACAACCACGGUUUACUCUUCAGUCAAAGCAUUCCUGUAGAGGUCCCUGUGAUUGGACAAGCUGUACCAGUGAUGUGGAUAUACCUUCUGAUGAAUGUCAUAACACAAUACAUUUGCAUCCGUGGUGUGUUUAUCUUGACAACGGAGUGUGCUUCACUCACAGUGACACUGGUGGUGACUUUGAGAAAGUUCCUCAGCCUCAUCAUCUCCAUCCUGUACUUCAAUAACCCCUUCACUGUCUGGCACUGGGUGGGCACUGCAGUUGUGUUCCUGGGCACUCUGCUGUACACAGAUGUGUGGUCCAGCGUACGCACUGUCUUGCGUGGACCGGAGAAGAAGAUGAAGUGAUGUGCAACACUUAACAUCCCACACUUGAGAGUGCCUCUAUUCUGAUGUACUGUACAUGAAUCCGUGUGGAUCUGGGUGUUAUAUGGCCUGUUUAUCCCUCUGCUGUAGGCCUAGACUUUAGGUAGUGACAGUAUCAUGUUGCUUUUUAAGAGUCAUGUUUGUAAAUGCAUUUUUCCAUUGUUUACACUAGUGAUACCUUUCCACUAGAAUAACGUGCACUCCAUUGACUGAAAGCAAAAUUAACAAAGAUGUAUUUUGUUAGUUUGGUUUGUUAUGGGUGUGGAAUAUGUUUAAUUGUUGGAUAAGUAUUUGCUAUGAAGUUGUAAUGCACAGAAAAUUGUAAUUAUAGAGGUUAUACUGUUUGGAUGGAA